Acanthoscelides obtectus is the source of this 2380-nucleotide messenger RNA. The record is from the annotation of a GenBank genome assembly. Lineage: Eukaryota; Metazoa; Arthropoda; Insecta; Coleoptera; Chrysomelidae.
AGUCUUGCUUUGCUUGUGGGAUCUCCUUCUAUAAGUCGUUUAUAUUGUAUACAACAAUCAAAGAUACUAUGUAUCAAUAGCAGAUAAAUAUGCAUCUUGGCCUUGAAAUUAUUCAAUUGAUACCAUGGCAGUGGCGGUAAAGGGUGUCUCCAAAGAAUCUUUUUAUCUUCGUCAGGAGUGGAAGUUAUUACCAGAUUUAUUUAAAGUUGACGACUACUAUGAUUGUAUUGAUAAUGGGAAUAUUUAUUGUGCUGUCGAUGCAAAACUUUGGACCAUGAAUACGAGUAGUCAAAUUUGGAACUUCUUAGAGGAAAUCGAGAGAGACAUGAACAUGUUCGGAAGGAAAGUUCUUCAUAGGUAUUUAUGUAUGCCUCUAACAGAAUUUGGCUCAGGCGUGUCUAUGAAAGGAUACACUGAUGGGCUUAUAGACGAGGAAAUAAAAAAUAUAGGUUUAAAUGCGUCUAGUGAAAUAUUGGCUUGCUCAAAUGGACUUGUAACACCAAGUCUUUAUGAUUACAUAUUAUGUGCAUUUUUCGUCAUCUACGUGACUAUCGUUCUGUUAGGGACAAUUCUGGAUGUGGCAGGUAGAACGCCAGAAAGACACUUUAUAGUUAAAUUUUCUCUACGCUAUAACUGGAAACAUUUAUUAAAAACCAGCAGGAGCCAAGAUUACACAAGACUGAAAUGCAUACAAGGGAUACGCUUUUUAAAUAUGAUCCUAGUUAUAGAAUCGCACGUCAAAUUGAUGUAUGUUUGGUUCAAUCCUAAACAUCCAGAAUAUAUGGAGCAGAUGAAUCAAAUGCUGAUAGUUAGAUUACUCAACCACACAGACUUGUUUUUGGUACAAACGUUUUUCAUGAUAUCUGCUUGGUUGUUGGUCAUCAAAAUUUAUGAUAUACAAAAAAAACUCGGACGUUUUUCAUUCAAGCACAUGUGUAUUAUCUUAUUGAACAGAUAUUUCAGGUUAGCUGUGACUUUAGCGAUAUCUCUGGCAGUUAUUAAAUCUGAUCUGUUCAUGUUUAAUAUAGUGAGUCCCAUAACUAUUGUAACAGAAAAUGCAAGAAAGCAAUCCUGUGAAAAUAACUGGUUAGCAACUCUUCUCUUCUACAACAAUAUCUUUUAUUGCAAAGAUAUCUGCCAUCCUGUAACUUGGUACCUUUCCGCAGACUUUCAAUUAUUUGUUUUAGUAGCUUUAAUAUUUUAUUGUGCUCUGAAAUAUAAAUUGGAUCACAAGUAUCUAUGGGUUACUUUAUAUCUGACGGCCUAUAUCAUCUAUGGGUACCAUUGUAAUUGACUAAGUUUACACGCCUGGCAACUACGAGUAUUUUCACAUCAGAUCCUUUUGAUCGCGGGUCAGACUUGGAAGAAAAGAUAAAUGAUAGUUGGACAACAACUUCCUUUCUAACGAAAAUUUUUAAAAUCCUAUAACUAAGUGGACGAAUAUUCCAGUGCAACUUUAUUAAUUCCGAAGAUCGCAGUAGCAUGUCUAAGACAAUGCUAAAUGUCGGCUCAGUAUGUAUUUAGUAUGGAUUCACAUCAACCUUGCGAAAUAGAUUAUUGACCUGAGGUAUUACAUAUCAUUUUAUUAUGAACGUGCAUUCCAGAAAUUUCGAACAAGUGCCAUUUCUUGAAUCAUUUCCCAUGCUUGUACAUUACCAAUCUACAUUGUCGAAUAUCCUUACUAGCUACAUUGGGAUAUUACUUGGAAAAGCUUACAUCAAGAGCAAAACUCUGAAUCGAACUGAAGACCUUAAGCUAAUAAAAUUAUUUUGGCUUCCCGCAUUCAUUUUUUUGCCAUUGAUUGCUGUCUAUUUGUCAACAAUUGAAUACAGUAGAAUUAUGACAGCGAUUAUAGAGCCUGUGUUGAAACCUUUGUUCGCACUUGGUAUUGGAGUUGGAAUUUUGGGCAUGGUCAAUCUAGGAGGUGUACUUAAGAGAAUGCUUGAAUCAAGAUUUUUGGAAGUGAUGGGGAACGUUUCUUAUUGUACCUACAUAUACCAUAUGUUUGUAUUACUUUGGUAUCUGGAAUAUUGUUCCAUGGAUAUGAGCACAGUAAAUAUUGUGCAGGACUUAGGUGUCGUUGUUGGGCUAAGUUUUGUUCUCGGCUUAUUGACAACCUUGGUGUUUGAGCUACCAGGACAGCAUAUUCAACAAUUAUUACUGCCACAAAUUCCCAGACAAUCAAAAUCCAAGGACGCAUAAUUUUGUUGAACUACUGUUAUAUAUUUAUCACCAAAGGGUUUGUUCUUGGAGUUUUAGCAAUUCAGACCUAAGUGAGGUUUCAUAAAUUUUUGUAAUACACAUAUGUUUCCAACUAUAAUGAGUUUAACAAAUACGUUACAUAAUAAAGUAAUUAUGAAUGUUAUAGAAUCUUAGUUAA